Messenger RNA from Centruroides sculpturatus (bark scorpion), 2954 nucleotides. RefSeq names its product signal transducer and activator of transcription 5B-like (gene Stat92E). The record is from RefSeq and is a predicted model, not a curated record. Gene Ontology annotation, biological process: cell surface receptor signaling pathway via JAK-STAT; regulation of cell population proliferation; defense response. The transcript is spliced from 20 exons. The coding region runs from base 151 to 2475 and encodes 774 amino acids. Gene Ontology annotation, molecular function: RNA polymerase II cis-regulatory region sequence-specific DNA binding; DNA-binding transcription factor activity, RNA polymerase II-specific. NCBI's taxonomy places the organism in Eukaryota, Metazoa, Arthropoda, Arachnida, Scorpiones, Buthidae.
CAUUCCGCCAAAUAAGGUAAAGCUUCUCGGAAUUGCAAAUGUCGUUUGGUAAUCAUUCUAAGUAAACAUUUUCCAAGUCUUUUUGUUAAAAUACUAUAUAGUAAAAUCAUUUAUUUAAAUUCUACGUAAUCGAGAAAAUUUUUAAAUUAAAUGGCCUUGUGGGCAAAAGUUAAGCAAUUACAAGGAGAUGCACUGAGACAGGUGCAUACAGUAUAUGGUGACCAUUUUCCAAUUGAAGUAAGAUUUGCCUUGGCACAAUGGAUUGAAGAGAAACCAUGGAUGGAACUAGAUCCCGACAAUCCUCAACAUGAACAGUAUGCUGGAAAUCUAGUUGCAGCUUUAGUCCAAGAAGUUGAAAGUAAAUUAGCAUCAGAAGAAAAUUUUCUUAUACGUUUAAAAUUAAGUGAAGCUGCUACUUUUUUUAAGGAAAAUUAUUUUCAUAAUCCAAAACAAUUGGUAAGAGUUGUGAAACACUGUCUACAGACUGAGAAGAGAACUGUUCAGCAAGCAGAAAAUCUUUUACAAGGUAUGGGAGGAGGACACGUGCAAUUUCCUCCUGAUCCCCAUCAGGAAAUUACAAUGCAAAUUGAAAAACUUCGACAUAAAAGUCAGGAAACUGAUGAAGAUCUUCGAAGAAUGCAGGAAGAACAGGAGACAUUUGUAAUACAAUAUCAAGAAAGUUCGAAAAGACAAGGUUUGUAUCUAAAAUUAAAAUUAUCUAUUUAUAUACAAACUAAUAGCUCGGGAUGCCACCUAGUGGGCAUUCUUUACAAAUUUCCAUGGUGUGAAGCUUUGGCUGAUAUAAUAUGGCAAAAUAGACAACAAAUAAAACGUGUAGAAAUGUUAUGUACGCAGUUACCAAUUUCUAUGCCUGUCAAUGUAACAGAUAAAUUACCAGCAUUGAAUCAACAAAUAACAGGUCUUUUGUCAUCAUUAGUUACAAGGUAUGUAUAUGCUAAAAAUAAUAAUCUUGUGUGUGAAGCUUUGGCUGAUAUAAUAUGGCAAAAUAGACAACAAAUAAAACGUGUAGAAAUGUUAUGUACGCAGUUACCAAUUUCUAUGCCUGUCAAUGUAACAGAUAAAUUACCAGCAUUGAAUCAACAAAUAACAGGUCUUUUGUCAUCAUUAGUUACAAGGAAUUUAUUAUUGAAACCAUGGAAUGACACUGCUGCUGCUAGAAUGCCCACUAGGCUAAAUAGAGUAUAUUAUUGUUCUAUAAUUUAUAUAUAUAUAAUCAAGAUGUUGUUUUUAUUAACUAUAGCCAUAAGGCAUUGCAUUUACAUACUUAAAGGCUUUAAAAAGAUGAAAAGAAUUCUGUCUAAUAACAAUUUGUUUUACAGUGAAUCUCAAGCAAUUGCCUUAUUAAAAAAUGAUAAAGUAGGAAUGGGAGAUGCAAGUGGGGAAAUAUUAAAUAAUACAGGUACUAUGGAAUAUCAUCAAGCAACGAGACAAUUGAGUGUUAGUUUUAGAAAUAUGGUAAGAAACAAUUUUGUUUCUGUGAUGGAUGAAAAAUUUUCCUUGUUAUUUCAAUCUCAGUUUAAAGUUGGUGGUGGUGAAUUAGUAUUUCAAGUAUGGACAUUGUCCUUACCAGUAGUAGUUAUUGUUCAUGGCAAUCAAGAACCACAUGCUUGGGCAACAGUGACAUGGGAUAAUGCUUUUGCUGAACCAGUGUAUAGAAACACAUCUACCUUCCAUCAGGGCAGGGUUCCCUUCCAAGUACCUGAAAAAGUGAAAUGGUACCAGAUGGCAGAAGUUCUCAGCACAAAAUUCAAGGCCACAACAGGCAGAGAAUUAUCAGAAGACAAUCUUCGUUUUUUGGCUGGGAAAGCUUUUAGAAAUGCUCAAUUACAAGAUGCAAACAAUAUGCUAUUAACAUGGUCUCAGUUUUGUAAAGAGCCAUUACCUGAAAGAAACUUCACUUUUUGGGAGUGGUUUUAUGCGAUAAUGAAAGUUACUAGGGAACAUCUGAGAGGACCUUGGAAUGAUGGUUUAAUCCUGGGAUUUGUUGCAAGACGAAAAGCUGAAGAAAUGUUGCUCAAACGAUGUAAUGGAACAUUUUUAUUAAGAUUCAGUGAUUCUGAACUUGGUGGAGUAACUAUUGCAUGGGUUACAGAGGCUCAGCCACAGUCAGAUAUUCAAGAAGUGUUCAUGUUACAACCAUUUACUGGCAGAGAUUUUGCAAUUAGGAGUUUGGCUGAUAGAAUAUAUGAUUUAAAAACUUUGUUGCAUUUAUAUCCAGAUAUUCCAAAAGAUCAGUGUUUUGGAAAAUACUAUACACCUAUUUCAGAAAACCAAGCAUCAACUAACAAUGGUUAUGUAAAGCCGGUUCUUGUAACACAAAUACCUGGAUGGCAGUUUAUGAAUGAUAGUAGUUAUCCAUCUACUCCCCAAUCAUUGAUGCAUCCACAAUCACCUGAUCCUGCAUAUCAAGAUGGUGCUUCUGUUAAUAGCUGUGCUGAUCAUGCUAUGAAGUAAGUUUUCUUCUGGAUAAAAUACUACCAAAUUGUGGUUGAUUAUAACAGUGACUAGUCAGUGAUGGCAAUUGGUAUGCCCUUAUUUUACUUCUGGCAAAAUACUUGUAUAAAUUUGGGACCACCAAAUUUUGUGAAGUUAGAUUGUGGUCAGUCACAUUUUUGCACAAAAGUAUUUUUUCAUAAAUGUUUCAUUAGCUACUUCAAUUCAUUUUUAUAUCAUAAAUGACACAAUACAUGCAUCACAUCACCUAUUGUGCCUUGUUUGUGGAAUUAGUUAACAUUAUAUAUUUGCAUUUAUUAAAAAAAUACUAUAAAAUAAAUUUAUUAUUUAUCUUUUAAAAUAUCAGUAAAAAUGAUAUCUCAAAAAAAUAUUGUGAUUAUGUUUAUCUCAUCAUCACUAUGUGAAAAUUAACAUUUUAAAUAUGAGUAGAAGAAACAGGCGUGUCUGUGUGUGUGUGUGUGUAUAUAUCUGAUAAAUUA